AUCUCCUCGUCCCCCUCCCGUAGCCACUUGGGCUCAGGCCGCUGUGCAUCGAGGUUCAUGCCCGAGAUGUCCGGGCACUGCCAGGUGCAAUGCCAAGCCAGUCUGCCCGGCCGCAGUUCGCAGCGGUUGCCCAGCCCUUCCACACGCCCAGGGGGCGCGUCGAGGGCCCAGAGGAUGCCACGGGCGACGGCGAGGCGCCGGCCCCGCCGCAGGACCUGCUGUCCGUGCUGAAGAGCAUGCUGGCCGAGCAGGCGCAGGAGCAGGGGGCGAUCGCGAAGCAGCUGGUCGACGACAGGCUUGCUGCCAUGCUGGGGGAGGUGCAGGAGAGGCUGCGCGCCGUGAGGGAGGAGCUGCGGGCGGAGCUGAACGAGAGGCUGGACAGCCAGCGCCGCGAGACGCAGGAGGAGCUCCGCUCCGUGAGGGAGGAGCUGCCGGCGGAGCUGGGCGAGGUGCUGGACGGCCGGCACCGGGCGACGCUGGAGGAGCUCCGCGCUAUGAGGGAGCGGGUGCAGGCGGAGCUGGGCGAGAAGCCACAUGGCCAGCGCCGGGCGACGCAGGAGGAGCUCUGCACGAAGGAUGACAUGAGGGCGGAGCUGGGCGAGAAGCUGGACAGCCAGCGCCGGGCGACGCAGGAACAGCUCCGCGCCAUGAGGGAGGGGCUGCAGGCGGAGCUGGGCGAGAGGCUGGACAGCCAGCACUGGGCGACGCAGGAGCAGCUCCGCGCCGUGAGGUUGGAGCUGCAGGCGGAGCUGGGCGAGAAGCUGGACAGCCAGCGCCGGGCGACGCAGGAGCAGCUCCGCGCCGUGAGAGGCCUUCUUCGCGGCAUCCGUGUGUCACCGCUGCCACCUGUCCGCCCCACUGCACUUGCAACGACCACGACGCCCGCCCGGGCGCCCGUCCGCCGAGCCCGGGCACGCAGGGCAGCGGGCCUGCCUCCGCGGCCCGGGGGCCCGAGGGCGGUGGCUCCCUCGAGCAUGCCGCGCCCGACGAGGCGAGCGCCGCCGCCGAGCGCGAGGUCGGUGACGCGUCCGAUGCCGUGCGGGCUGCAGGGGGGCGCCAGCCGACACGUCGGCCCAUCGCCAGCGGCUUCGGGGCGCUGCGGUCGGCGCUUCGGGGGUGGAGCGCACCGAGGACGGCCCGACGCGGGGCACUAGACGGGGAACCCAAAGUGGCAUAAACACACAAACUCUGAGGUCCGCGCAGAUUUCUCGGAUCGGCGCUGGGACCCCCCGGCGGCGCCUCCGUCGCCGCCCCUGGCGCACUCCGCGCGCCAGGGAGGGGAGUCCAGUGCCGAUCCGAGAAAUCCGCGCGGACCUCCGAGUUUUUAUGUUUAUGCAAUACUUUUGUGGCCCUCACCAGAGGUGUGAGCGAAGCCAUCGUGUUUCCCGCCGUCAACUCCCAAGACGACGCCGAUGGCGAGCAGCUGGACCCGCGCGCACGCGCAACCAGCGGGGGCGAUCGGGGAAAUAGUGUGAGGACGUGGACCCUCGACUGGGGCGAGGUGACGUACGCAAGCUUCACGAGAGAGCCUGGUAUGUCAUGUGUUUCUGAUUUCACGAAUAUGCUGGCACCCCGAGUGCAUGUGUCAUGGACGGACGGUUUCUCCUGAACGUGGCCUUGCAAGUUUGCAAUGGGUCACCAUUGAAGAACUCCUGGUGGUGCCUACAUGAUCUGCGGAGCGCCUGGGCGACCCACCGAAGUUAAGAUCUGGGUUUGCGUACGCAUUCGAGUAUGUGGAUAAGGCGACUCAGCGGUCGAUGGCUGCAGAGACCCGCAAUUUCAGCUGCACGUGGCCGGUGAUCAAGCAGAUUCAUUCAGAGAUAUGAGGGAAUGUCUCUACGGAUGGCUUUGUGGCGCGCUAGUCGCAGCGCCGUCCGAAUGUCACGAAAAUUGUGGAUGAGUUGUCUAGCUUCAUGGCUGUCAUGACGGUCGCGCACAUUGCUUCCAUAAGGUUGUUGCCGUCUGGCCGUGUGCCUUCCGAGAGUAGCACUGGCAGUCAGUUUUUUCUUGGUUCAGGUGAUGUGGCAGGCCAGCACGAUCAAGGCUUUUCCGGACCGCGUGACGCUUGGCGCCAUUUUCCUGGCUAUAGUGGAUAGUGCCUCCUUUGCUGCUCUGGUUUGCCCUCUGUACAGGAAAAGCUCUGAGCGGCCGUUGUCAACGCAGGUCUCGCGUGCAGCGUUUUUUCUCUAAUCGACAGAACGACCGCGCUCAACGGUCACACCGUAAUGCCAAGCCAUACCAACAACUGAACGGCGCGUUUGCCGAGGUGCUGCACUCCGCACCAGCGCAAAGGCAUCUGUCCGGCGGCAGCAUAAGUACACGCAAGGACACAGGCGUGCGCACACACGCAUAUGUUGUCUCACAUAAUGUCGUCCGCACGACGCUGGGUUGGAGAUCUCUGGUUCGGUCGAAGUGUGCGGCCCUAGCGGUGUUCGCUUGUACCACAUGACUGAAGAGUGGCGGAUUUGUGCCACACGAUGCACGCUGUCUUCUUCUUGCUUUCAAUCACUUCAGCCUGUGUAUAUUGCCGCGUUCAGCAUGUUAUGUAUACUGCCGCGUCCAUGACCCCACCGAUUGUCCAGGCGUUGUUUUUUUUGAGGGCGUCGUUCGCAACACACGCUCAAGCUUGCUCAGCCUACGUGUCCACAUGUGAUAUCCGACAGUUGGUGGCAGACAGCAGAACUCCAGUCUUCCAUUGUCUCUGAAACAUUUACCGCUGUGCAGUCCGCAGUCGCUACAAGCUUUCAUCGUAUGUUGUUGCGG
This is a messenger RNA of Prorocentrum cordatum, 2763 nucleotides long. The record is from the annotation of a GenBank genome assembly. NCBI's taxonomy places the organism in Eukaryota, Dinophyceae, Prorocentrales, Prorocentraceae.